Hansenula anomala is the source of this 507-nucleotide messenger RNA. RefSeq names its product polynucleotide 3'-phosphatase (gene TPP1). Lineage: Eukaryota; Fungi; Ascomycota; Saccharomycetes; Phaffomycetales; Wickerhamomycetaceae. Gene Ontology annotation, biological process: DNA repair. The transcript has a single exon. The record is from RefSeq and is a predicted model, not a curated record. Gene Ontology annotation, molecular function: polynucleotide 3'-phosphatase activity; double-stranded DNA binding; ATP-dependent polydeoxyribonucleotide 5'-hydroxyl-kinase activity. The annotation marks the transcript as partial.
AUAAUCUCAUUCGAUCUUGAUGGCACUUUGGUAGUGACUAAAACUAAAGGAAAAUUCGCAAAGUUCCCACAAGAUUGGAAAUGGUUCAACUACAAAACAUUAACAAAUUUGAAACAAAUCAAAAUACCCAUUGUUAUCUUCACUAAUCAAGGUGGUGUUGUUGCUACAAAGACAUCUAAAUCUUAUAAUAAUUUCCAUAAAAGAAUUGAAUUGAUCCUUGAAGAGUUGGGGAAACGUGGUGUUGAUGUUCAAAAUGUUUGGGUCUAUGCAAGCCCAAAGAAAAGUGCUAGUUAUAAAGGUGAUAAUGAAGCACAAUUUGACAAUAUGAGGAAACCAAACAUUGGUAUGUUUGAAGAAUUCUUGAAAGAUUUCGGUAAAGAUAAAAUCAAUGUUGAAGAAAGUUUGUUUAUUGGAGAUGCAGCUGGUAGAAAGAAUGAUUUUAGUAAAAGUGAUUUAAGAUUUGCACACGGCUGUCAAUUAAAAUUCAUAACACCUGAAGAAUACUUU